Lytechinus variegatus (green sea urchin) is the source of this 1152-nucleotide messenger RNA. RefSeq lists its product as uncharacterized. The transcript has 10 exons. Bases 271 to 1110 code for a protein of 279 amino acids. Lineage: Eukaryota; Metazoa; Echinodermata; Echinoidea; Temnopleuroida; Toxopneustidae. The record is from RefSeq and is a predicted model, not a curated record.
UCAUGUAGUAUUGUUCUUUGUGCAACGAAUGAGCGCGAGUCCUGCACCAGUGGCAUUGCCAUUGUGUACAGAGUAAACAGGAGACCAUUUCCAUUGCCCGCGUGUGCAAUUUAUUAUGCCUACAAGUGAAUAGAUGAAGAAACAGAACAUUUGUCGAUCAUCAAACGAACCUCUAACACUUGGUAGCUUGUCCGCAUCAAUUGCUGCGACGGACGCAACCUGCAGAAGAGCUAGACCUCUGAGAGAAGGGAGGACCAACAAGCCAUCAUCAUGGAUGGCAUUUUAUCUUUAGAUUCCACUGAUAUAAAGACUGGUAUCAAGAGGAAGGAUAUCCUACUCAAUAAACCUCAGGUGGAUCAGACGACCAGUCCCAAGAUAGAGGUCAAAGCUGCUCCAGCCGGUGUUAUGUACAAGUUGAGGGAUAUUAACAAAGAGCUGGUUCAAUCUUGGAAGGAGACAUUUAAGGGUUGUGAUCAAGUAGAGGUUUCAGAAGGUGAUAUUUUUAAGAAUGCACCGGCGGCAGAUGCAAUAGUUUCUCCAGCGAAUAGUUUUGGUUACAUGGAUGGAGGCAUUGAUUUAGCAUACUCAAGACAUUUUGGUUGGCAACUCAUGAAUAGGUUACAAAAAUUGAUCAUGACAGAGAAAGAUGGUGAACUUUUAGUGGGUGAUGCAAUUAUUAUACAAACAUGUCAGCAGUUCUGGGGCAACACAGAGAAGACAUCUUGGGAAGGUUUUAAUCAAGGCACACCCAUCAAGUACCUUAUAUCAGCCCCUACUAUGAGGGUACCCAUGGAUGUAUCAGACAGUAUCAACGCUUACUUAGCAUUUAGAGCAGUCAUAUUAGCAGUACAAAAGCACAAUGCAAAUACAAGUAAGACCGGUCUCUUGCCUAUAUCUAGUGUUCUAUGUCCAGGACUAGCUACCAAUGUAGGCAUGAUGCCUCCUAAGAAAUGUGCAAAACAGAUGAAAUGUGCAUAUGAAAUUUAUGAAUUAAAAGAAGAUCAAUACCUUCAGAACCCAGAGAGUUUAGGAAGUGUUUGGGAACAUCAUCUAUAUAUGAAAUCAGAUGAUGACUAUAAUCCAGAAAUCACAUUUUUAGAAGAGAGCUGAGAUUUGGCCUUCUGUUUGUAAAGUACUCUCUAACCUUCCUGC